Arachis duranensis is the source of this 806-nucleotide messenger RNA. Its product is annotated as 60S ribosomal protein L9. Bases 70 to 648 code for a protein of 192 amino acids. NCBI's taxonomy places the organism in Eukaryota, Viridiplantae, Streptophyta, Magnoliopsida, Fabales, Fabaceae. Gene Ontology annotation, molecular function: rRNA binding; structural constituent of ribosome. Gene Ontology annotation, cellular component: cytosolic large ribosomal subunit; ribosome. Gene Ontology annotation, biological process: cytoplasmic translation. The record is from RefSeq and is a predicted model, not a curated record. The transcript has 3 exons.
GCAUUGUGGGGGAAGAAAGAAAUCACAUACAGAGCCGCAAGGGAGAGAGAGAAAACCCUAGUAGCAAAAAUGAAGACUAUUCUCUCGUCUGAGACCAUGAACAUCCCCGAAGGCGUGAGCAUCAAGGUUCACGCUAAGGUCAUUGAAGUGGAAGGUCCCAGGGGGAAGCUUGUUCGUGAUUUCAAGCAUCUCAACCUUGAUUUCCAGCUCAUCAAGGACGAAAAUGGCCAGAAGAAGCUCAAGAUCGAUGCUUGGUUUGGCUCUCGCAAGACCUCCGCCGCCAUCCGUACUGCCCUCAGCCAUGUCGAGAACCUCAUCACCGGCGUCACUAAGGGAUACCGUUACAAGAUGAGGUUCGUCUAUGCUCACUUUCCGAUUAACGCAAGCAUUUCCAACAACAACUCCUCCAUCGAGAUCCGCAACUUCCUUGGCGAGAAGAAGGUGAGGAAAGUGGACAUGCUUGAGGGAGUGUCUGUGGUUAGAUCUGAGAAGGUUAAGGAUGAGCUCGUAUUGGAUGGAAAUGACAUUGAGCUUGUAUCAAGGUCAUGUGCCCUCAUUAACCAGAAAUGCCAUGUGAAAAACAAGGAUAUUAGGAAGUUCCUUGACGGUAUCUAUGUCAGCGAGAAGGGAACAAUAGUUGAAGAGUAGAUGGUGAAAGACUAGCCUUUUUUUUUAAUUUUAUUUUCAAUGAUGCUUCUGUUGUUCAUGGAUUGCUUCCUGUUUAGUGGUUUGGAGAUUAUUGAGAUUUUGGGUUUUACAAUUUUGUGUUUUAUCAAAGUUAUAUCAUUUUGGAACAUCUUAUUUAA